AUGGCGUCGCUUCUGUUUCCCUCCUCUCUCUUAUCUCUUCAAUCUCCCUUUUCUUCUCCUUCCUCACAAGUCCAAUGUCUGAAAAGAGGAGUUUUCGCUUCAAUUUCCCCGUCUGUCUCUUCAUCUUCUUCCUCGGUUCCAUCGUCUUCUACCUCCAAUUUGAUUCCGCAGGUGGUCGUUACCCGAGAACGAGGCAAGAACAAACAAAUUAUCAAAGCCUUGGAGAAACAUGGGAUAUCAUCUUUAGAGCUUCCUCUGAUCCAACAUUCUCGUGGACCUGAUUUCGAUCGGCUUUCUUCUGUAUUAACUGAUAAGUGCUUUGACUGGAUCAUUAUAACAUCUCCAGAAGCAGCUUCUGUCUUUCUCGAGGCCUGGAAGGUAGCUAGCUCCCCAGAAGUGAAAGUAGGUGUUGUGGGAGGUGGAACAGCCCGCGUGUUUGAAGAGGCAAUGCAAUCGGCAGCGGGAUUGCUUCAUGUUGCCUUUACACCAUCAAAAGCAACUGGUAAACUCUUGGCUUCAGAGCUUCCAGAGAAUGUUGGCAGAAGAUCCUCUGUCUUGUACCCAGCUUCUCAAAAAGCAAGUAAUGAGAUUGAGGAAGGAUUGUCCAGACGAGGGUUUGAAGUUCUGAGGCUCAAUACAUACACAACAGUUCCUGUGCAGAGUGUUGAUGCGAUGCUCCUGCAACAGGCAUUGUCUGCGCCUGUUCUCUCUGUAGCUUCACCUUCUGCGGUCCGGGCCUGGUUGAGUCUGAUUCAAAAUUCAGAGCAAUGGAGUAACUAUGUUGCGUGUAUAGGAGAGACAACUGCUUCAGCUGCAAGACGACAAGGGUUGAAAAACGUGUACCAUCCUGAUCAACCUGGACUUGAAGGGUGGGUCGAGAGCAUCAGGGAAGCUCUAGCCGCUCACGAAGGAUUACACAGAUUCAAGUAA
Messenger RNA from Microthlaspi erraticum, 930 nucleotides. Lineage: Eukaryota; Viridiplantae; Streptophyta; Magnoliopsida; Brassicales; Brassicaceae. The record is from the annotation of a GenBank genome assembly.